This is a messenger RNA of Opisthorchis viverrini, 903 nucleotides long. RefSeq lists its product as hypothetical. NCBI's taxonomy places the organism in Eukaryota, Metazoa, Platyhelminthes, Trematoda, Opisthorchiida, Opisthorchiidae. The record is from RefSeq and is a predicted model, not a curated record. Bases 1 to 903 code for a protein of 300 amino acids. Gene Ontology annotation, biological process: regulation of DNA-templated transcription; mitochondrial ribosome assembly. Gene Ontology annotation, molecular function: double-stranded DNA binding. Gene Ontology annotation, cellular component: mitochondrion. The transcript is spliced from 7 exons.
AUGGUUCGUCUUGGUGUGGAUCUUUCCAAGUUGGAAUCGGUUCCUGGCGCCGCUAACAUGUUGGUCAAAUUAGACUUCCAUCAAUCCAUAGAACCGGUAAUAUGGAAAUUACACGGGCAUGGAUUUUCACUGGAGCAGAUAGCCCGGUUAUUUACAGUAUUCCCCAAAGUGCUACAGCUAAGUUCGGAAGAAAUCGACACUCGAAUUGGCUACUUCCUGCAGCAUAAUUUCGUUCAGGCCGAUGUUGUUCAGAUGUUUUUCAAGCACCCAACUAUUUUGGAAUUAUCUCCGGUGGACGUGGACAGACAAUUGGCCAGUAUUCAGACCGUAUUUCAGCUAUCUGCGGAUGAAUUACGAAAAUCAGUUGUAGCGGUGCCAAAGCUCAUCUUGCACCCCUUGGGGAAAACGAAGGAUAUUUAUGUGGUGCUUUCAAAAAUGAUGGGGUUUUCCAAUGAAGCGGUUCGUCAAAUGGUUUGUCAGAACGCCACAUUAUUAGUCACGGAGCGAGAUCGUUUGGCACAAAACUUCAUGUUUAUGCAUUCCCGCCUGAACUUGCCUCUGGAGCGUAUUCAACAAUGGUCAACAGUGUUAUCCAGCGCGCCCCACCUUCUCUCACAACGGGCCACUUUCCUGGUACGUCGAGGACUAUUUCAGCCGGAUCCAACCAAGCCCCUCUACACUCCUCUCAGUGAAGUCGUGAAUGGUGAUGAUGCGCAGUUUUGCGAGCGGUUCGGUUUGGUCGAUGAAGAUCAAUACAAUUGCCUAGCUGCCAUCCCACCCAGAGAAAGCACGAGUGCUGGGAUACUGUCGUGUUGUCCAAGCCUAGACAGGGGAAGUCGAGAGGCAGAGACCACGUUCGAACUACGGACCCUCCGGUCAAUAAAUUCGCGCUCUAACCACUGA